Messenger RNA from Aspergillus oryzae RIB40, 1074 nucleotides. RefSeq lists its product as uncharacterized. The record is from RefSeq and is a predicted model, not a curated record. The coding region runs from base 1 to 1074 and encodes 357 amino acids. Lineage: Eukaryota; Fungi; Ascomycota; Eurotiomycetes; Eurotiales; Aspergillaceae. The transcript is spliced from 2 exons.
AUGGCCGCUCCGGCAAACCUGUCAACUCCAACUCCAAUGUUGGUAACAGCGGCGGCCAAUUGGCCAACAGUUGGAAUAGUUCAAAUCCACCGGAACGCGCUUACAUGGAACUUUACAGACAUCAUUAUAGACAACUCGGACUUUCCCUUGGCCAACUUCGACUCGACAUUCGGCUCCUCACUCGACAAGGCUGCCAAUAAAAUACCCCAUGCCUCGGCGACCACUGUGAUACCGGGACCAGAAGAUGCAGUCGACGGUAUCGAGACUUCAGACGCUCUAGGCAAACUCUCCAAGAUCAACCUCGAAUUGCACGUUCGCGUCGCGGCAGCCGAAAUGAACAAAACGAUCCUAGACUUCAAUAGCCUUAUCUACCAAAAUAGCCCCUUGUGUAUCGACAACUAUACGCUAGCUGUGUUCACACUCAAGGCAUCCCAAGAGUUUGUGCAGAUCCUGACGCGGCUCCUUAACAGCCGGCAAUGUCAUGGGAUACCGUCUACCUCGCAGAAGCCAGUAAGCCUCUACCCGGAGCCGAUACUGCUGCCUUUGCAAUCCCACCAGGAUAAUGUCCUCGAUUCUACCUCGGCCACUUCUCCACCCUUCUUCUCCGCAGUAUUGCAGCCGUUGUUAGCUCCGCUCGCUUUGACCAUCAUAAGCAUCUUCACGCAACUCAUUACGGUCUACGGCUUAUUUCUUGAGCACCUAUCUACGCGUAUCGAGCGACUCUCCACCGAUCCAAUCACCCCUAUCCCGGGUAUAAUAUUUGGAGGGGUGCCACUAGAGACCCCUUGUAUGCAGGGAAUGCUAUUCUUCAACGGCGUUAUUCAUCUCUUAGAAACAAUGGAGCAGGCUCUAGGCAUCAGCGAGCGUGAAGGUGGCACAGUAGGCUUGCUAUCGGAUAGGCAGGUCGAGGUACUGUGGAGUGAGCUAGACGGGGGACUUAUUAUCACACCUGAUGGUGGCACCAUGAGGCCCGCCGACGUGAAGAAACUGCUUGGGAGAAUGGCCAUGAUACUUAAUCACUUUUCUUUGGUAGAUCAACAGCGCCAAUUUCAAGAAGUUGGACACGGCCUGUGA